GCCGUCCAGGGGCUAUUACGUCGUAGUGUAACAGUCUGUACAACCCGACCAUGCUAAGGAGAAUAGCUGUACUCGCAUCAGUAAUUGCCGGAGUUCUGGCAGGCCAUUCCUCGGUGGUUCUCCAUUACAUGCUGAAGGUUCCCAUGGAUCAGUCACAAUGUACCUGUACCAACGACACGGAUUACACGGAAUUCCUGGAGCGCGUGAUCGGCAACAGCUUUAGUUGUUUUGGUGAUGGGGUUGAUGUUACGGUGACGUCCUUCGGUCAUUGCACAAACGAGACUUACACGAACAAAAACGACAGUCUGUGUGCAAACAAACAGCAGUGUAUCUCUCAGGUCUACACGGUGACCUCCGUCUUCACCCGUAUAAAGGGAUUCCGAUCACUGUGUGAUAAAAUUCGGACAUUCUUCAGCCAAUUCCCAAACAAAACGAAGUACAGCAAUUUACCAAACAGCCAUACCUUGCCAGAUUGGCCUAACUCUCUAUUGACGGUCAACGUCGCGUCUCUCAAUUGUACUGAUCCUGGUUGUCAUGGAAAUAAGUCAUGUUAUAGCGGUCCAACCUCAAUUCUGAACACGACACACGCACAAGCUCAAUUCGUCAGCUGUGACAGACAAGUGCCAAACAAGUCCAUGACUUUUACGUGUGGUGCGUCACAAGGGGCGUGGCAGUCUACCACACAAGGUCUGGAACAAAUGACCACACCAUCAAGUCUGGGACAAAUUACUACACCAUCAAGUCUAGGCCGGACUUCAGAUUUAUCAAUAAUUGCCGGAGUUCCGGCGGCCCAUUCCUCGGUGGUUCUUCAUUACAUGUUGAAGGUUCCCAUGGAUCAGUCACAAUGUACCUGUACCAACGACACGGAUUACACGGAAUUCCUGGAGCGCGUGAUUGGCAACAACUUAAGUUGUUUUGGUGAUGGGGUUGAUGUGACGGUGACGUCCUUCGGUCAUUGCACAAACGAGACUUACACGAACAAAAACGACAGUCUGUGUGCAAACAAACAGCAGUGUAUCUCUCAGGUCUACACGGUGACCUCCGUCUUCACCCGUAUAAAGGAAUCCGGAUCACUGUGUGAUAAAAUUCGGACAUUAUUUUACGAAUUCCCAACCAAAACGAAGUACAACAAUUUACCAAACAGCAAUACCAUGCCAGAUUGGCCUAACUCUCUAUUGACGGUCAACGUCGCGUCUCUUAGUUGUACUGAUCCUGGUUGUCAUGGAGAUAAGUCAUGUUAUAGCGGUCCAACCUCAAUCCUGAACAAGACGCACACACAGUCAGCUCAAUUCGUCAGCUGUGACAGACAAGUGCCAAACAAUUCCAUGACUUUUACGUGUGGUGCGUGGCAGCUGUCUUCCUCACAAGAACUGAGACAAAUGACCACACCAUCAAGUCUAGGCCAAACCUCAGCUCUAUCGGAUACGUUGGCAAGUCAAACUUCCACGCCACCGGGUAUGGCUAUAAAUACCAGGCCAAUAGGUACGGGGACGGGUCAAACUACCAGAAUAGUAAGUACGGGGACAGGCCCAACUACCACAAUACUAGGUACGGGGACAGGCCCAAAUACCACAAUAGUAGGUACGGGGACAGGCCCAACUACCACAAUACUAAGUACGGGGACAGGCCCAACUACCACAAUAGUAAGUACGGGGACAGGCCCAACUACCACAAAACUAGGUACGGGGACAGGCCCAACUACCACAGUACUAAGUACGGAGACAGCCCAAACUACCAGAAUAGUAGGUACGGGGACAGGCCCAACUACCACAAUAUUAGGUACGGGGACAGGCCCAACUACCACAAUAGUAGGUACGGGGACAGGCCCAACUACCACAAUAGUAAGUACGGGGACAGGCCCAACUACCACAAUACUAGGUGCGGGGACAGGCCCAACUACCACAAUACUAAGUACGGGGACAGGCCCAACUACCACAAUACUAGGUGCGGGGACAGGCCCAACUACCACAAUACUAAGUACGGGGACAGGCCCAACUACCACAAUACUAGGUGCGGGGACAGGCCCAACUACCACAAUAGUAGGUGCGGGGACGACAGGCCCAACUACCACAAUACUAGGUACGGGAACAGGCCCAACUACCACAAUAGUAGGUACGGGGACAGGCCCAACUACCACAAUAUUAGGUACGGGGACAGGCCCAACUACCACAAUAGUAGUUACGGGGACGACAGGCCCAACUACCACAAUACUAGGUACGGGGUCAGGCCCAACUACCACAAUAGUAGGUACGGGGACGACAGGCCCAACUACCACAAUACUAGGUACGGGGACAGGCCAAACUACCACAAUAAUAGGUACGGGGGCAGGUCCAACUACCACAAUACUAAGUACGGAGACAGGCCAAACUACCACAAUGCAAAGUUUGGGGACAGACCCAACUACCACGACACUAGGUACGGGCGCAGGCUCAACUACCACGACACUAGGUAUGGUUACAGAGCAUACUGUUAAGCCACUAAGUAAAAUGACCGACCAGACUUCCAGCCAAACCUCCAUGACAAUUGGUACGGGAACAGGCCGAUAUCAGACUCUAUUUAAUACAACGCCAAGCAUCAUAGGAAUCAUGCCUGAGAGUACUGACGUCACAGAUAGUUCCAGUAUGGCUACUGUGGUAGGAGCGGUACUUGGAUCCCUUCUGGCCCUGCUCAUGUUAGUGAUGGUAGCUGCUGCGGUACGUCAGCAUGUAAGACAGAGGAAUCGUGUAGGGAACUACGCUGAAUUGAUUGGUCCCGCGGGACUGUAUACAGUCUACAAAACACCACUGGAAACUGCCGCAAAGCCAAAGUUUCUGUUUAGGUAA
Messenger RNA from Mizuhopecten yessoensis (Yesso scallop), 2822 nucleotides. Its product is annotated as mucin-5AC-like. Lineage: Eukaryota; Metazoa; Mollusca; Bivalvia; Pectinida; Pectinidae. Bases 51 to 2822 code for a protein of 923 amino acids. The record is from RefSeq and is a predicted model, not a curated record. The transcript is spliced from 7 exons.